This is a messenger RNA of Symbiodinium sp. CCMP2592, 3381 nucleotides long. NCBI's taxonomy places the organism in Eukaryota, Dinophyceae, Suessiales, Symbiodiniaceae. The record is from the annotation of a GenBank genome assembly.
AUGGCAGCUGCUUUCCUUCGACAGCUGAACCAGCUCCUCCAGACCCAGCAGCCCAUCAUGGGAGAUCAAUGGACUUCUCUCUUGGCUGCUCAGAGCGAGGUCGCCAUCAGAACGAUUCGUCAAAGCCACAUCACAGUCGAGGAGGGUGCAGAGAUCUGCAGCUUGGUGCAGCAGGGCCUUUGGUCACACGAGCAGAAGCAGGCCCUGGGUGCAGCCGUCUCCCAGACCUUGGCAGGCAGCACUCCAGCAAAUGCCAAGGCCAAGAAGAAGAACCAGGAAAUUCUCAACUUCUGGGGUUUCUUGGGCGCCGAGGACCGGAGAGUUUUGUCCAGCGACGACACCCUCGUCAUGAGGCUGACUCACACUGCUCAGAUAAUGGCUCGACUGGAGAUGUUCUGGCCAUCAGAACAGUCUGUGGGACACAUCAUCAAGACCCUGCAGAGUUGCAACAAUACUGGCUUGCAGAGCCCCGACGAGUUCCAUUCGGCUGUCGUGUGCCUCAAGAAGAAGGUGAAGACCAUGCUCAAAGAUGCUUCCUGUGGCGAGUUCGUCGCCAAGUACACUCGGCCUGAGGAUCUUCCACCACACACCCGAGAUCGCUUCGCAGAUGCCUUGGGAGGUGAGCUGCCUGGAACAAUGGUGCUGGCCCGUGAUGCUCUUCGUGGCAGUAACAAAAGCCUCUCUUUCCACAAGAGCAACACUGCCAUGGUGCUGGGUGGUCCAGCAGCAGGCCCGGCAAUGCACAUGCCCCACACCAUGCAGGGUAUGAUGCAGUUCUGGGGCAGCAUGGCAGCUAACAUGUUCAACCAGCAGCAGCAAUUGGCGAAGAAGAACGAUGGAUUGCCUGGGUUGAAAAUCUUCGGCGACCCAGCUGCUGCCGCCUCGUCUGGGACGAUGGCCUCCUCGCCUGCUCAACAGCAGGCCUUGCAGCUUCCUACAGUUACCAAUGAACCGGCACAGGGCAGCGGAACAAAGCAGGCCGAGCAACAGGGAGUGCUGGCCAGCAAGGAUCCUGUCAGUGCUGCACAACAUGCAGAUGAAAUGCUUCAAGCUUGGAAGGGCGACAACAAAGGGUUCGACAGCACCGUCGAGGCCGAGGCCAAGGAAAACGAGGCGAAGCACAAGGCAAAUAAGAAGCCCAAGGCUGCAGCCAAGGCCAAGGGUAAAGCCAAGGCCAAGGCUAAGGCGAAGGCCAAGUGCACGGCCAUGAAGUCCCAGCCCAAAGCAAAGUCGCAGCCCAAGGCGAAGGCCAAGGCUGCUUGCAAGGCGAAGGCGAAGUCGCAGCCGAAGAAGGUCCAGAAGGCUUUGCAGAAGUUCACUCGAGAAGAGGUCCGAUGCAUGACUUUGUCGGCUCGCAUCAAGCUGCGACCCAAUGGGUGUAUAAUGUUGGGAGCAUCGCUUGCCACGGAGGGAAAGACCGAAGCGAUCCUGGCAGGUCUCAGUCAGGUCUUGCAGGAACUCAAAGAGCUGCCCGAGUUGCCAUCUGGGACGAGUCGCCGAACACUGAAGCGGGCCCGGGAUGAGAAGACUCGGAGCUACCAAACUGCUUAUGGCGAGAUCCUAUGCGACUUCAAGUGUGUUGCCGAAACUGGUGUGGAGUUUGAAUUUCCUGUCUUGAACCCAGCUGCAAUGCUUGCCUGGGCGACAGAGCGAUGUCGACCAUUUGGCGAGUUCCUGGAGAGGGCCAUGGAUGCCACACCCCCCAGCAUUCUUCAACCAUGGGGAUUGGUGUGGUAUUCCGACGAGCUGGCUCCGGGCAACCAACUCAAGCACUCCAACCGGAGAAAGGUCCAGGCCGUAUAUUGGAGCCUGCUCCCUUUGGGACAGCAUGCAAUGGGUUGCGAAAAUUGCUGGUUCACUCUCUGUGCCAUUCGCAGCUCUCUGGUCGCAGAUCUCGGCGGCAUGACUGUGCUCUUCAGGCAGCUAGCAGCCUUGUUCUUUGAGAGACCUGACUUCAGAAAAGGUCUUGUGUUGCAGUGCCCUGGACAAGCACGUAUGCUCUUUGCCGACUUGAAGAUCAUCAUAUCCGACGAAGCUGCAAUUAAGGCUACCCUUUUCAAUAAAGGAGCCAGUGGGCUCAUAUUCUGUGUUCAAUGCCAAAACGCCGUGGACCACAAAAGCAGCAUUGCUGAAAGGAGUCGGGGCAAUAUGGUGUCCGGCCUGGAAACCGACAUGAGUUGCUUUCGGAUGCACACACCCGAGUCUAUACGAGACACCAUGGACUUCUUGCGAAGGCAAGAGAGGGUCCUCAACAAAGACAGAUUCCUGCAACUCCAAACAGCAAUGGGGUUCAAUUUCAAAGAGGAUGGAUUGCUGGCACAUGCAGCAUACGGGCCUCCGGUCAUCGAGUGUGUGAUGUUCGAUUACUUCCAUGUCUAUUUAGUCAAUGGCAUCUUCAAUGUUCUGACAGGGUUUUUUCUUGGAGAGCUUCACAACCAUGGCUGGAAGCACAAUGACAUUGAUCGCUUCGCAAAUGGUUUUACCUGGCCUUCUCGUUUGCGAGGUGCUGCUGCAAAGGAUAUCUUGCAGAAGCGAAAGCCAAGCGAAACCUUGAAGUGUGGAGCCAGCGAGGCUCUGAACUUUAUGCAGCUGCUGCGACUCUAUGUGCUAGUCUUUGUGCUGCCAAAUUGCAGCAGAGAUAUCCGGGACUCUUGCGAGGUUUGGUUGGCUUUGUGCAAGGUGAUUGAUGCUUUGCAAGCGAUCAAUGCCAAACCUUCAGCAUUUACCCCCCUGCAGUUGCAGCAGCUCAUCAAAAGGCAUCUCGAUCUGGCGAAAAGUCGGUAUGGAGAUGAGUGGUGGGUGCCAAAGUGUCACUUGGCAGGCCAUUUGGCGCUGCAACUGGCCAAGCAUCAGGUCCUCCUCAGCUGCUUUGUGCACGAAAGAAAACAUAAAAUCAUCAAAAAAAUUUCGAAUGAAAUUUUGGAUACAAGCAGAACCUUUGAGAGGAGCAUCCUACAAGAUGUACUCCAUGGUCACAUGGAAAGUCUGGCAGAGGGUGUAUACCUCCCAGGCCAAGGAGUUCGCUUGGUCGACCCUGUGAGACCAGCUCCUGCCAGAUUGCAAACAGAGAUACACAACACGAUCCGGGUCCAGGGUGAAGUCUUCACAGCCAGGCAGGCAGUGCAUGGAGGAAACUUCACCGUGGCUGUCGGCGACUUGGCCUUGAUGGAUCUGGAUGGGGUCACUGCCGUAGGCAAAGUGGCUUAUCAUGUAAUGUGCGAGAAAGUUGUAUGGUCGCACAUUACCUUCUGGACACAUGUCCAUGGCUGUAUGUAUGAAGUCUCCGACGAUUGUGGCCUCGUGCAAACCCGACUGAUCCGGGCCACAUGCCCUUACAGCAUUUCGGGCAAUGCUGCCAUUGUCGCAGUCCCGCAGGUGUAA